Messenger RNA from Zygotorulaspora mrakii, 1284 nucleotides. It is a transcript of the gene CUE5, whose product is annotated as ubiquitin-binding protein CUE5. The transcript has a single exon. Gene Ontology annotation, biological process: ubiquitin-dependent protein catabolic process. The record is from RefSeq and is a predicted model, not a curated record. Gene Ontology annotation, cellular component: cytoplasm. Bases 1 to 1284 code for a protein of 427 amino acids. Gene Ontology annotation, molecular function: ubiquitin binding; ubiquitin conjugating enzyme binding. Lineage: Eukaryota; Fungi; Ascomycota; Saccharomycetes; Saccharomycetales; Saccharomycetaceae.
AUGUCUGCAGAGGAAGCUGAAGCUUUAAGUACCACGGAUAUUGACAGUGCCCCUGACAUUAAGGAAGAUAGUCCCAAGAAGCCUGAAGGUGUAAUCGAAACAGCGAAAACAGAUGAUUCUGAACAGGAAAAUCCACCAGCUAUAGAAAAAGAGAUUGAUGAAACAAAAAAGGGUCCUGAGGAUGAGCGUCCUGAGGAAGCAACCCCCCCACUUCCAGCCCGAAAGAAAACUAAUGAUAUUUUGGAAGCAAAGGCACCUGAAGAGAACCCCAUUUUAACUCAAUUAAAAGAGGCGUUCCCAAAUGUCGAGGAAAAAUAUGUAAAGGCUGUAAUUAUCGCGUCACAAGGAGCUUUAGAUCCUGCAUUCAGUGCGCUACUGUUUCUAUCAGAUCCAGAAUCAGGGGCGGACAUAGAAUUACCAUCUCAGCCUGUAGUUCAUAAAGCUCCAGAUUUGCCGCAAAGAAGGAAACAGACUCAAUUGGAACAGGACGAAUUGCUAGCACGUCAGCUUGAUGAACAGUUCAACAAAAAUAGGCAUUCGCAACGCGUUAUUCAAAGUCGUAGGCAAGUUAAUGCUGCAGGCCGUGAAGCAGGUGAAGCACGUAGGGAAAGGAUAAGAGAGCGUCAUAGAAGAAAUCAACAACCGCUGAGCCCAGAAGAACAGAGAGAGCUUUACGGUGAAGAUGAGGAUUCUUGGGCUCAAUUCAUGGAAAAGGAGCUGCCCGAACUGAAGGAAAAGGCAAACCGUUCAAUCCAAGAGACUGCUACAAAAUUAAAUGGUUGGAUUAGUGGAUUCAGAAGAAAUAUAGUGGGCGAUUAUGCUGAACCUGGCAACAGUAAUGAAAGAGACUAUUAUGACGAUGAGGCCUACGAACAAAAGAUAAGCGAAAAGAAUAAUGAUUACACCAACAGUUAUGCACCAAAGAAACCCGAAAGACGCAGAUUCAAUUCUUUUGGAGCCCAAGUUGGAGAGGAGUCAUUGGAGAAUCACGGUAUAACGUUGCACAAUGACGACAGCGAUGCUGAAUACGACGAGGAAGAUGAUGUUCCACCACAACUUCCAUCCAAGAACUCUGAAGACGGAAAACCCAAGGAUGUUAAAAUCGUACCAGAAUCAACUUUUAUCGAUACACCUGACGCCUCAACUAGGAAAAAAUGGCAACCAGUUGCGCCUGAGCCGUUAAAUGCUACACCUACCAAGGUAGUUGUUACCCCAGAUGACCGCAAGGCCAAUAGGAACGCGGAUGAGGACGAGUUUUUAAUUAACAGCGACGACGAGAUGUAA